This is a messenger RNA of Cydia amplana, 1547 nucleotides long. It is a transcript of the gene Pus1, whose product is annotated as pseudouridylate synthase 1 homolog. The transcript is spliced from 7 exons. Gene Ontology annotation, cellular component: nucleus. Bases 42 to 1547 code for a protein of 501 amino acids. Gene Ontology annotation, biological process: tRNA pseudouridine synthesis; mRNA pseudouridine synthesis. NCBI's taxonomy places the organism in Eukaryota, Metazoa, Arthropoda, Insecta, Lepidoptera, Tortricidae. The record is from RefSeq and is a predicted model, not a curated record. Gene Ontology annotation, molecular function: RNA binding; pseudouridine synthase activity.
UUGAAAUUUUCAUAAAAUUAUUUAAAUUCCGUUGUGUAGGUAUGACAUUACUUAAAUUAUUUGUAAAUACUUUAAGACAAAACCUGCCAUGGCUUCCCAAUACAGGCACUCAGCUCAGACACAUAACUGCCAUGGAAGUAGCCCCAGAGCCAGAGACAGAUAAAUUCGUGCCAAACAAGAACAGGACCAGGUUCAGAAAACGGCAAUGGGAAGACAAUACUAAAGCUAAUGGGACGCCUGAGGAGAAAAGAGAUAAGCCUUUUGAGAGAAUCAAGAAGAAGAAAAUGGCCAUGCUCUUGGGCUAUUGUGGAGUAGAUUAUUAUGGUAUGCAGAGGAAUCCUGGCGUCAGAACAAUAGAAGAAGACUUACUAAAGGCCCUGUUGGAAGCUAAAUACAUAAGUGAGGAGGACUUCACCGCCCAGCAAAAUACUCAGUUCCAGAGGAGCUCCAGGACUGACAAGGGUGUCUCUGCUUCCAGGCAGGUUGUAUCGCUGAAAUUACCUCUAGAAGUAAGUGUAGAAGAAAUAAACAAAGGACUACCAGAAUGCAUCAGAGUGUUCGAUGUAAAGAGAGUGACGAACAAAUUCAACUCAAAAGGCAAGUGCAACGCACGGACAUACAGCUAUACUGUUCCCACAUUCGCCUUUGAACCAAGCUUGAGUAUAGAGAGUGGGGACGAGAGAAAGAGAUACAGAAUAAGUGCUGAUAAAAUGCAACAUAUUAAUAGUGUUCUAGGGUACUAUAAAGGGACAAAGUGCUAUCAUAAUUUUACAGAGAAAAAACAUUUUCAAGACCCUUCUGCGUCGAGGUACAUGAUGGGAUUUAGCAUAGACAAAGUUUUUGUCGAGUCCGAUAUGGAGUUUGCCGUUUUAUUAGUUAAGGGGCAGAGUUUCAUGUUGCAUCAAAUCCGAAAAAUGAUAGGUUUGACCAUAGCAGUGUGCCGAGGGCUCGUUGACAUCUCUAUAAUGGACAAAGUGUUUGGAAAGGAGAAGGUCAUGAUACCCACUGCUCCGGGCUUGGGUCUGGUUUUAGAUAAGGUACAUUACGAUAGGUACGACACCAAAUUCAAAGACAGCCACGACAGUCUAACAUGGACUGAGGUAGAGGACACCGUCCAAAAGUUCACACACGAACACAUAUUCCCUAACAUCAUCAAGGGUGAGAUACAGGACGAAUCCAUGGCUACCUGGCUGGAGAAAUUGAAAAGACACUCUUAUGAGCCUUCUGAUGACGCGCCAGUUGAAAAAGACGGCGAGAAAGAUGACACUGAUGAUGAGCAAGAUGAUGAUGUAGCGGGAGAUGAAGAAAAUAAUACCGAAGAAGUUAAAGAUAAAAACGAAGAAGCUUCUGAGAAAAAAAAUGAAGUCAGUGAAAAUAAAGAUGACAAGAUUGAAGACAAUAAUAGUGAGAAUGUUGAAGAAAAAUGCGAAGAUGACAAGAGUGAAGAAAAGAAUAGUGAGAAUGUUGAAGAAAAAAGCGAAGUUAGUCAAGUUAGUGAGGAAAAAAAUGAAGUCGGUGAAGUAGGUAAAAAAGUUAUUGAAACUUAG